AUGAUAAAGGAACGAGACAUUAAAAAAAAAGAAAAUAAAAUCCCAUUCUUUACAAUAGGCACCGUCACUAGCACUGACACCAGCACUGGUGCCCAGCAUGGUGCCAACAGAGUUGUGAAUAUGAUUGCUGAUGAAGAUUUUUGGCAUUAUGUAAUUGCACAGAUACAACAUCGAUGGAAUCGAAUGUAUAGUUUACUUUUUGUUAUUUGUUGGUCUCUUCACCCAAAAUAUUUUCAUAUAAGAGCUAUUAGACCUGAACUUACAAUGAUUGUAAAGAAAGAAGCUAGUCAUUUAUUUGAACGUUUAUUUCCUGAUAAGGAUAUAAAAAAAUUUCGAAUGCAGUUGAUCGAUUGGAAUAAUAAAGCAUAUCCAUUUGACUUUAAUGGAAAUUGGGAUGACUAUCUAAAUAAUCUUCAAAAUGAAGUACCAGAAUUGGCUACUUUUGCUGCUCAAAUUAUGUCUAUACCACCUACAUCAGCUAAAAGUGAAAGAUUCUGGUCAUUCAUAGCGAAUAUUCAUUCACCAAAAUGUCACCAACUGACAAAUAAACAUGCAAUAAAAAUGACAUGUAUUUGGUGGCAUAUAGCCCAAGAAAAAAAUCGUUCAAAUCAUAUUCAAAAUAAAAACAUAAAUAAUUUCGAACAAAUUGUUCAAAUUAAUGCACCUAAUUCUAAUGAAAGAUGUCAUGACAAAAUUAUAUCUAAUAUCGAAUUUAAUGAUAUGGACAAUAGUAAUAAUAAUUUAGAACAAUUUGAGAAGGAAGAU
Dentiscutata heterogama is the source of this 765-nucleotide messenger RNA. The record is from the annotation of a GenBank genome assembly. Lineage: Eukaryota; Fungi; Glomeromycota; Glomeromycetes; Diversisporales; Gigasporaceae.